CGCCCCGCGCCGCCGCCGCCGCCGCCGCCGCCGCCUGCGCCUCGCCCUGUCCAGGUUCCCCGCCUCAGGUCCCGCUGCACCUCUUCGUUGAUCCUCGCCCGCUGUCGCCGCCGCCGAAAUGUCAACAGGUGCGCCUGCAGGUUCCAGCGCUGCCUCUGGCAGCAACAGAAGACUUCAGCAGACACAAAAUCAAGUGGACGAGGUGGUGGAUAUCAUGAGAGUCAACGUGGAUAAGGUGCUGGAACGGGACCAGAAGCUCUCUGAGCUGGAUGACCGAGCAGACGCGCUGCAGGCGGGAGCCUCCCAGUUUGAAACAAGUGCUGCCAAGUUGAAGAGAAAAUAUUGGUGGAAGAACUGCAAGAUGUGGGCCAUCGGCAUCAGCGUCGUAGUCAUCAUUGUCAUCAUCAUCGUCGUCUGGAGUGUUUCUUCCUGAAGAACCAGCGAACCUCCAGCCUGCUGUUCAACAGACCUCCUCAAGACUUUUGACGUCGACCCUGCUCUCGUAUCAAGCUUACCUACUGUUCUAUCUAAAAUGAUUAGUUCCUGUUUGUUACUGUAAAGUUUGUUUUCUAGGAAAUGUGCCUUUGUUUUGUAAUCUGCACUCCAAACUCGAAGAGUGGUCCGCCCGGCCCCCGUUUUGCCCGGUGCCUGUUCAGAUCACCUGGGGCUGAGGAAGCAGGCGUCUUAGGUUCCAGAGCUGUGACGCCCAAAGAAAUGUCGUCUGGUGAGCGGCCGUUGACCCGUUAGGGAAAUCUGUUCCCAGCUCACUGCCGUCCUGUGCCAUCAGCCCCUGUCUACGCCUCCGGGUCAUCGGAUUCCCCAGAGUGCCUUCCAGAAAGAACACUACUGCCUGACACACAUCUGUGAUAAUAACAGGCCGUGCCUUAUUUUGCUCUUUUUCUGAUUCCCUGUCAAAGAACCCGCCACUGUUUAUAAACACUACUGACUCUUGCUGUAUUUAAAAUAAGAUGCUGGCGAAGCGUUUUUGCUCUUACAUGGGGUAUGAAGCUAUUUACUUUCUCAUUACUGUUAUGUAUCCCUUGCUAAAAAUAUUGUUUUAACGGAGAAAUAAUAACCUCUCUAAAGCAUUUUUAUAGACCUGUGGCUGUGACCAAAGUUUCUCUUUUGCCAAAAAGUUGAAUCCCAGUCAAAUGUCACGUCUGUCCCUGACAGUUAAAAUCAGAAAGGGACCCAGGGGACUGACAGUGCCCCUCAGAAUUAUAAUUGUAACAUUGCGUUGGAAGCUCUGGCUCCUGGCAGGCCUUUCGUGCCCAAGAAAGGCUGUAGGUCAUGCACUCCCUUUCCCAGUUCCCAUUUUUCCUGGAGGUUAGAGCGAGCCUCUCACUCUCUCAGACCUGCAGACAGAGUUUCACCAGCCAUUUGAACGCUGCCAACUCCACUGCGUUGCUGAUACUUCCAUGAGCAGCGACUUUGUGGCCUUCAAGGGAGGCCGUCUGGGUCAUUUUCUGGCCCAGUCCCCAGAGAGUAUAGCUUUUCCGAGUUUGUUUCCUAUUUUUAUCCAUAGUCCCCCUCCUAAACCUGUCUUCUCAGCUCUGCUGCCAUUCAGGCAUUGCUCAGACAGGUGGCUCCCAUCACAGAGGCCGCCCAGCCAGAGACCUUUCUUUUUGGAUGUCACAGACCGUCUGCAUAAAAGGCUGCUGUGGGGACAGCUGAAUCCGAGAGACUUGUUGUGCAUGUGAGCCUUGCAGCAUCAGGGUGUGUGGCUUAAGGAUGGGAACUCAGGGAGGAAUGAGACCAGGCUGAGAGGCACGGAGGGAGAAAGCAGUUUUAGCACUCUGGCUCACGGUUACUGGAAUGUUCUAAAAUUCGUGUUCACACACUAGCUUGUGACUCACCAGGCGACAGCAGUUACGGGGCCCCAGGACCCAGGUUCCGUUGCCCUCAUUUCUGCUCCCCGACAUCAGUGACAUGACGUGACGUUGAGGACACGCCUGGCGAUGCGCCUAGCUGGGCGAGGGGAGCGGCCGUCGGGGUCGGAUGAUGGCCGGCCCUCGGCUCCGGCCUCCAGCGGGGUCGGACUCUGAAACCUUGGUGCUCUCUGCUUGGUCUUGAUGCUCAGUCCCAAGAAACCCUCUGGCGCCUUCAUUAACCCGGGAAUACGCUGCUUAUAUCUGUGCCUUUAGCUGGGACCGUGCCCACGGCAAUGAACUGAAUAAAGUGUUUCUAAGUGUA
Phacochoerus africanus (Common warthog) is the source of this 2193-nucleotide messenger RNA. RefSeq names its product vesicle associated membrane protein 3 (gene VAMP3). The transcript has 5 exons. The record is from RefSeq and is a predicted model, not a curated record. Gene Ontology annotation, biological process: vesicle fusion; vesicle-mediated transport; SNARE complex assembly. Gene Ontology annotation, molecular function: SNAP receptor activity; syntaxin-1 binding. The coding region runs from base 119 to 433 and encodes 104 amino acids. Lineage: Eukaryota; Metazoa; Chordata; Mammalia; Artiodactyla; Suidae. Gene Ontology annotation, cellular component: SNARE complex; plasma membrane.